ACUCUCUUCUGAGGAAACGAAACUGAUCGGAGUCUCUCUGUCGUCUGUCUGUGUGACAGUGAACAACAAGUCCAAAUGGCUCAACAGGGAAUUCUGCUGGACCAGGACCAGUUCUGUUGUUCUGUCUGUCUGGAUCUACUGAAGGAGCCGGUCACUACUGCAUGUGGACACAGUUACUGUAGGAGCUGUAUUGAGGGCUGCUGGGAUCAGGAUGUCCUGAAAGGGGUCUAUAGCUGUCCUCAGUGCAGAGAGACCUUCACUCCAAGGCCUAAUCUGAGGAAAAAUAACAUGUUGGCUGAGCUGGUGGAGAAACUGAGGAAGACAGGACUCCAGGCUGCUCCCCCUCCUGCUCUGUGCUAUGCUGGACCUGGAGAUGUGCCGUGUGAUGUCUGCACUGGGACCAGAAAGCAGAAAGCCCUCAUGUCCUGUCUGGUGUGUCUGGCCUCUUACUGUGAGACUCACCUCCAACCUCACUAUGAAUCUCCUGCUUUGAAGAAGCACAAGCUGGUCAAAGCCACCGCACAACUACAGGAUAAGAUCUGCUCUCAUCAUGACAAACUGCUGGAGGUUUACUGUCGUACCGAUCAGCAGUGUAUCUGUCUGCUGUGUGUGAUGGAUGAACAUAAAGGCCAUGAUACAGUGUCAGCUGCAGCAGAGAGGACUGAGAAACAGAGGCAGCUGGGGAUGAGUCAGCAGAAGGUCCAGCAGAGAUUCCAGGAGAGAGAGAAGGAGCUGAAGGAGCUCCAACAGGCUGUGGAGUCUUUCAAGCUCUCUGCACAGUCAGCAGUGGAGGACAGUGAUCAGAUCUUUACUGAGCUGAUCCGCUCCAUUGAGAGAAGGAGCUCUGAGGUGAAGGAGCUGAUCAGAGCCCAAGAGGAGGCUCAAGUGAGUCAAGCUGAAGGACUCCUGGAGCAACUGAAGCAGGAGAUAGCUGAUCUGAGGAAGAGAAGCACUGAGCUGGAGCAGCUCUCACACACAGAGGAUCACAUCCAUUUCCUCCAGGUAACUAAACUGUCUUGUGAUAUGAAAUUAACUUCAUGUGAAACUAUUCAUCUCAAUCAUUAUGUUUCUCUCUCCAGUAUCAGUGUAUCUUCAGACUUACCCAGCAUCGUUGUCCGUCCUCUUCAGUACUUUGGAGAUGUGAGUAAGACUGUGUCUGAACUGAGAGAGAAACUAGAAGACUUCCUUAAAGGAGAAUGGACCAAGAUCUCCACUACAGUGAAUAUAGUGGAUGUUGUACUGCCUCCAGAGCCCAAGACCAGAGAACAGUUGUUACAAUAUUCCUGUCAGCUCACACUGGACCCAAACACAGCACACACACUCCUCUCUCUGUCUAAAGGGAACAGAAAGGUGACACGUACAGACCAAGUCCAACCAUAUCCUGACCAUCCAGACAGAUUCAACAACUACUACCAGGUUCUGUGUAGAGAGGGUCUGUCUGGACGCUGUUACUGGGAGGUGGAGUGGACUGGUGUUGUUGAUACAGCAGUCUCAUAUAAAGACAUCAGCAGAACAGGGACAGAUGGUAGAUUUGGAUUCAAUAACAAGUCCUGGAGUUUAAAGUGCUCUAGUGAUGGUUAUUGGUUCAGACACAAUAAUGUUGAGACUAAAGUAUCAGGCCCUCAGUCCUCCAGAGUAGGAGUGUACCUGGAUCACAAGGCAGGUACUCUGUCCUUCUACAGUGUCUCUGACACAAUGACCCUCCUCCACAGAGUCCAGACCACAUUCACUCAGCCCCUCUAUCCUGGGUUUUGGCUCUAUGGUUCUGCUGAGCUGGUUAAACUGUAAACUGAUUAGUUAUUAAUUAAAAUUCAAUCCAAUGUUUUAAUCUUGUCCAUUUCCAUGAAUCAUGAUGUCUGGUGUUGAUGUAUAUUGGUUGUCAUUCAGAACCAUUGAUAUGUUUUCUCACCUACUUUCUACUAAACUAUAUGGUCUGGUUUCCCAGACACAGAUGAAUCCUAGUCCUGGACUAAACAGUAUGUUCAAUGUAGAUGUCCAGGAAACCGGCCCUAAAUGUGUCAUCUUUCAUCCUCCCAUACUGCUCAGUCCAGCAACAUUAAACCUGUCCAGCAGGUGGUGCUGUUGACCAAACAAUAAAACCAGCAGAUAUCUUGACUUGCCACUCAGUAUAUCAGUCAUGUUCAGAAUAGUACUUUAAUAUCAUUGGAGAUUGAUGGUCUUUUUAAUCCACUAUCCAGAGUCAGGAACAGAUGAAGUUAGGUCUGCUACUGUUCAGUGAUUAAAUAGGAUUUAUGGUGAUGGGAAAUAAUAAAAAACACUCAACUUCA
Molecule: messenger RNA, 2288 nt
Organism: Oncorhynchus nerka (sockeye salmon)
Lineage: Eukaryota; Metazoa; Chordata; Actinopteri; Salmoniformes; Salmonidae
Product: tripartite motif-containing protein 16-like
Exons: 6
Coding region: 76-1788 (570 amino acids)
Molecular function (GO): zinc ion binding; protein binding
Source: RefSeq, a predicted model, not a curated record